Molecule: messenger RNA, 2322 nt
Organism: Triticum turgidum subsp. durum (durum wheat)
Lineage: Eukaryota; Viridiplantae; Streptophyta; Magnoliopsida; Poales; Poaceae
Source: the annotation of a GenBank genome assembly
AUGGCGAAGAGCAAUCCUGGUUAUCUUGGCGUCUCCGAGCCAAUCUCAUUAGGCGGGCCAACUGAGAAGGAUGUCGUACAGACAGCCGAGGUCGAAAAGUUUCUUGCUGAUGCGGGCUUGUAUGAGAGUCAAGAGGAGGCUGUCUCGCGAGAAGAGGUCUUAGGCAAACUUGACCAGACUGUGAAAACUUGGAUUAAGAAGGCCACUAGGGUGAGCGGUUAUGGCGAGCAGUUCGUGCAAGAAGCAAAUGCUAAGAUCUUCACAUUUGGUUCAUACCGCCUUGGGGUGCACGGUCCUGGUGCAGAUAUUGACACUCUAUGUGUGGGUCCAAGACAUGCAACUCGAAAUGACUACUUCUUCAGGUGUCUUCACGAUAUGCUAGCCGAGAUGCCAGAAGUUUCUGAAUUACACCCAGUACCAGAUGCUCAUGUGCCCGUUCUGGGGUUCAAACUUUGUGGGGUGUCUAUUGACCUUUUAUAUGCAAACCUUGCACAUGUGGUGAUUCCUGAUGAUCUUGAUCUUUCUCAGGACUCCAUACUGCACAAUGUUGAUGAACAGGCUGUUCGUAGUUUAAAUGGGUGUCGAGUUACUGAUCAAAUAUUACGAUUGGUCCCAAACAUUCCGAGUUUUCGCACAACCUUAAGGUUCAUGAGAUACUGGGGGAAGCGCCGUGGGGUGUACUCAAACGUUAUGGGAUUCUUGGGUGGCAUAAAUUGGGCAAUUCUUGUUGCUCGUAUAUGUCAAUUGUAUCCAAAUGCAUCGCCCAGCAUGUUGAUAUCUCGUUUUUUCAGAGUCUACAGCCAGUGGAAGUGGCCCAACCCUGUUACACUUUGCCAUAUUGAGGAGGGUCCUCUUGGCCUCCCUGUUUGGGAUCCAAGAAGAAACUUCAGAGACAGGGGCCAUCAGAUGCCUAUAAUUACACCCGCCUAUCCUUGUAUGAAUUCUAGUUAUAACGUAUCUACUAGUACUAGGUAUGUGAUGAUCCAAGAAUUCACACGAGGAUACGAGAUCUGCCAGGCAAUAGAUGAAAAUAGAGCAACCUGGGAUGAUUUAUUCGAGCCAUAUCCAUUUUUUGAAUUAUAUAAAAAUUAUUUGGAGGUUGGUAUCACAGCGAGAAAUGAAGAUGACCUCAGGAAUUGGAAAGGUUGGGUAGAGUCUCGCCUUCGGACGCUUGUAUUAAAGUUUGAACGAUAUACUCAUGAGAUGCUCCUUGCGCAUCCGCAUCCCAGAGAUUUCUCAGAUGGAUCCAGGCCGCGGCAUAGUUUUUACUUCAUGGGUCUUUGGAGAAAACAAACUGCCCAACCUCAAGAAGCUGAGCAAUUUGAUAUCAGAGGAAUCGUAAAUGAGUUUAAGAACGCAGUUCUUGCUUAUGCACAUCGGAGAGAAGGAAUGGAUAUUGAAGUGUCCCAUGUAAAAAGAAAAGAUAUCCCUGUAUUUGUCUUUCCUGGUGGAGUGCGCCCUCCUCGUUCUUCCAGAACAGUAGCUAGGAGCAGUCGCACCGUUUCUAGGAACGUUGUUACAGCUGAUGGUCAAGUUGGAAAUCAAUUGGGCACUGAAAGUUGGAGUGAUCCUCAAUCUGCUCUAGAUCAUUCUGGUGGCUAUCAAAGUACUUCUUUGUUGGUCCCCAGUGUAUCAAGUAAAGAAACCCAAAGUAUUUUGAAUGGGCAUCCAAAUCUUCACACAGAAUCACUUGAGCAUGAACAUCCAGGGCACUUACUUGGAAGUACAUCUCCUCCUGGGAACAUUGCUGUGUUGGAUGUAGUUACACAACCUAACAGUAUGCCAUCUACUUCAAGCAAUGGUGCUCCAACAAAUGGGUUGGACAUGUGUUUCAGUAGUUUACACAGGGAAGCUGAGAGGAUUCCUGCAAAUAAUCCUGUGAAUUUCUCUCCGGCUGUGGUUGAUGAGCUUGAUGAGCUGGCAUCGUAUCAAGCUAAGCCUGACAAUAAACAUGUGCUUCCUGUUCAUGGAUCAUCUUUGGAAGGAUGUUCUGGAAGGACCGUGGGGCAAACAUGUAAUUUGAGUUCUCAUGGUAAUAAUCAUCUGAAGCGCAAGGCUGAGGAAGAGCUGGAGGUAUUUUUUUUCCUUCUAACUUUUUUUUCAUAUGUAUUUACUCAGCUCUUAAUGCUUUAUAUAUCUCUAAGUGCAUGGUGUGAUUUAGCUUCUUCCACUAUUAUUUGCUUGUAUAUUGAUAUUAAUUGUGAUUCUGUUUUUAUUUUUAAAAAGCCACUUGAGCUUGCUGGCCCGCCAGUUGGCGCUACUCGUGCAUCAACAUCAACUGUUCAAAGAAAGCCCCUCAGGUACUCUUGUGCUACCUACUAG